UUUUCUUUUUCCAAAGGGAGCUUGUGUACUAUUGUUGUCGUCGUCUUUGUAACAGUAAGAGAUGUUCCAUUUCGCUUGCUUGAUGCUUGUCUAGUUUUUGGAAGGAUGGAUCUUGGGGUGGUGGGUUUGGAUGGGUUGGUGGGUUCAAACACUGGGUUUGUUUCUCUAGCUUCAGAUCCUGAACCAAAGCAUAAGUGGUAUGGAUCUGGGUUCAAUAAGCAAGAAAGAUCUGGGACCACUGAAGAUGAAUGGAGAAGCUCCAAACUUGCUAAGACUGAUGAUAUAUCUGCCUCUAAAGCAAUGUUGCUUCAGCAGAGGAACUCUUUGCUGAGAUCUAAUGCCACUUUGUUUUCUGAUGGACAGCACCAAAACCAAAUGCUUAGUUUCUCUUCUCCAAAAUCAGAGCCUUUGUUGGUAGACAAGGCCACCCCAAAUGCUACAUUACCUUAUUCUUACCACCCAUUCUCUAGUUACAGCAGAAAUACAGGUUACAGUUCAGGAAUCAUGCAUGGGGUUAAUACUGGUGCCAGAGGGCCAUUCACUCCGUCUCAGUGGAUGGAGUUGGAACACCAGGCCUUGAUCUACAAGUACAUAUCAGCAAAUGUGCCUGUACCUUCUCAUCUUCUCAUCCCAAUCAGAAAAGCGCUUGAUUCUGCUGGCUUCUGCAACUUCUCAACCGGACUCCUUAGACCCAAUGCAUUGGGGUGGGGAGGUUUCCAUCUGGGAUACUCGAACAACACUGAUCCUGAGCCAGGAAGGUGUAGGAGAACAGAUGGGAAGAAAUGGCGGUGCUCAAGAGAUGCCGUUGUGGAUCAGAAGUAUUGCGAGCGGCAUAUGAACAGAGGACGCCAUCGUUCAAGAAAGCCUGUGGAAGGCCAAUCAGGCCAUGCCCUUACUGGGACCACCACCACCACCACUACUAUUACGCCAAAUAGUUCAAAGCUCAUCCCUAACAACAAUGCUUCCUCAUCCUCACUGUCUAUUGUGGUGCCCGGUAACAGUGCAUCCAACAGCCUUACCUUUGCACACCAAGAACCUAAGAAUAUGCACCAGCCUCUUGCAUCUGAUGCUUCUGUCGCCAACACCAUCAACAGGAUGUUUAUGAAUAACAAAGAGAGCAACGCGAGUGAGAGAAUGCAGGAUGGGCCUGCACUUCCAAUGCUGCCUCCAACCCUUGAGCUGAAACCAAAGGAAAACCACUUUAUGAUUGAGAAACAGCAAUUCCCAUAUGAAGAGUCCUCAAAGAGUAACGAGUUUGGGUUUGUCACUUCUGAUUCCUUGCUUAACCCUUCUCAGAAAAGCUCCACCUUGCUCACUAGCAGAAGCUUUGGUUCUUCACAAAACCCCAUUAACCGAGACACAGAGUCCCAACAUUCCCUACAUUCCCUUAGGCAUUUCAUUGAUGACUGUCCCAAAACACAGUCUAAUAAUCAUCAUCAUCGCUCUGGUGGUGUUUCAUGGCCUGAACUUGACAUGCAGUCAGAUAGGACACAGCUUUCAAUUUCCAUCCCAAUGAGUUCCUCGGACUUCAUGUCAUUCACUUCCUCACCCACCAAUGAAAAGCUCACAUUGUCACCUCUUAGGCUAUCAAGAGAAUUAGACCCAAUUCAAAUGGGUUUGGGUGUGGGUGUGGGAAGUGGUCUCAAUGAAUCAAACACUAGGCAAGCUAAUUGGAUUCCAAUUACUUGGGAGAGUUCUAUGGGUGGUCCUCUUGGAGAGGUUCUGCAUCUUAGUAAUAACAACAACAAUGCAAGUGAUCAAUGUGUUAAGAACUCCUCUGCUCUCAACCUUAUGACUGAUGGGUGGGACAAUAGUCCUCCAUUAGGGUCAUCACCAACUGGGGUAUUGCAAAAAACAGCAUUUGGAUCACUUUCACAUAGCAGUGCUGGGAGCAGUCCAAGGGCAGAGAACAAGACUCAAGAAGGGGCCAGCUUCUGCAAUGACCUUCUCGGUUCAACUCUUGGGAAUGCUUCUUCCUCUUUACCAUAGAAGAAAAGCAAAGCCCUUGUUGCACUUGAACUAUAAAGAAGCCAUGGAAAGGAGGAAAGAACUUUUUUUUAUAUAUAUAAUAUAUGUUAAAUCUCAGAAUUUCGAAACAUGUGUUAUUUUAUUUACCCUUUACCCCUCAU
Molecule: messenger RNA, 2129 nt
Organism: Gastrolobium bilobum
Lineage: Eukaryota; Viridiplantae; Streptophyta; Magnoliopsida; Fabales; Fabaceae
Product: growth-regulating factor 1-like
Exons: 4
Coding region: 106-1989 (627 amino acids)
Biological process (GO): regulation of DNA-templated transcription; DNA-templated transcription; developmental process
Cellular component (GO): nucleus
Molecular function (GO): ATP binding
Source: RefSeq, a predicted model, not a curated record